AUGAAGAUUUUGAUACAUCUUGUGUGUUUGAUUGUCUCUAAGUCACUUGAAAUCUAGCCAUUAGAUUCUGAAUAUCAGGUUGCAUAUCAAUAAGUAAAGAUUGAUGAUGAUAACUUUCUGCCAAAUAAACUUUUUACCUUUGGUUUAUGGUAACGAUAUAAUCCUUUAAGUACUAUCUCAUAAGUUGGAAAAAUUGGAAUGUUUGGUAGUAAUUGCUAUCAUUUAUUAAAUAUAAUUGAUACAAUAAGUGAUGAAAUAAAUAUGAUUUACUACGAUUGUUUGGAUUAUGAAACAAAAACAAUUACAAAGUUUGUAAAAUUUGUAAAUUAUGCUGAUGAAUAGAAAAUAUUCAUUAUUGAUAUAGAAGCAUUUAAAUAUGAGAACUUUUGGUAUUUUUUAGAAAUAAUAUAAUACCCACUUUAAUAAAGAUUUGAAAUUUUAAUAAUAUCCCAAGAAUAAAUAAAAAUACAUACAAUUGAUAAAAUGAAAUAUCCAUUUCAGGGUUAUAAUCUUAUGUUUACUUAUGGAAAUAGUUUGAUUGUAAGUAAUUCUAGAAUAGAAUCGUUGUUAAAGGGAGAAAGAUUUUCUUAUUUUCCAGGAAAAAUUAUAAUAUAAAAGUUUAAUGUUAUUGAUCAAUUAAAUGAUUUUGAUUGGUAUGAAUAUGUUAAAGGCAUAUUUAUGAUGUUUGAAUACUGUUUUUGUAUGCCUAAUUUUAGUUUUAAAAUUGCAGAUUAAAAUAUUAAUUAAUAAUUAAAAGGUGAAUAUGUUUCAGAUAAUUUAAAUUGUGAUUCUUUUGUUUUAUAAGGAUGGUUUAAAAUAUAAGAUAUCAUUAGUGAAGACAAAGAAUUUGUUUAUCCAUUUAUAAAAUUGGCUGCAAACUUUUAAAAUCCAAAUUUAUCAAAUGAUAACUUAUCGCCUAUUUAAAUUAAAUAUAAAUUGUCUGAUAUUUAAAAUUAAAUAAUAGUAACAAGUUAUAGUUACACUUUUCCAUAAGUUACAAUAGAUUUUACCAAUAAUCCUUUUCUAAUUGAAAAAAUUUUUGAUAUUGUUAAUAGUAUAAAAUUAUGGUAAAAAAUAUAAGUAAAAUUGCUUUAUGGUAUAUUGGAUAUAUAAAUUAAAUUUUAUGAUAAUUAAAUGAUAUAUGAAUAUAAUCAUUAAAUAGAAGUUUAUUAAUUUUAACAGAUUUAAUUUUAUUUAUAAUAUGGAAAUUUUGAGAAACUUGAAACAAAUUAUUUGAGUUUGUAAAUAAGAAACUUAUAUUUAUAAAAUUGUGAUGUACCUUUUUCAGAGAUGAAUUGUCAUUAAAGUUGUUUAGAAUGUGAUGGACCAACAAAUGAAGAUUGUUUAUCUUGUUCAGAAGAAUCAUUGAGAAUUUAUUUACCAGAAUAUAAAAUAUGUGUCUGUCCAUAUAAUACAAUAGAUGAUUAAAUAUGUGUGAGUUAUAUAGAGGCAAAUUUAUAAUUAAUUGAAGAACCUUACAUAGAUAAUGAAUGUCAAUAUGGUUAUUUUGAAUUAAAUAAUGAAUGUAUUCACUGGUAAAUUAAAAUUUAAUAUAUUUAGUCCUUCAUUGAUAAGAGAUGAUUUAAUUACUUGUUUAGAAUGUAUUUAAAACCCUAAGACUUUUUAUAAAUUUCCAUAUUGUUAAUAUGAUUUAUACUUAAGUAAAUCUCAUAAGACAGACAAAGUUAUGUUGAACACAUCUGACUAAUUACUCUUUGAUGGCGCUGAUUUCAGUGUUUAUCAAUGUAUUAUAUGUUCUACUGUAAUAUUAACAGAUUAAAAUCUGUUGUAUGUUGACUUUACUUUAAGACAGCUUACAUUUAGGAGGUUGUGCUAAAAUGAUUACAAUUAAUGUUAUUAACUAAUUUUUACCUCCUGUAAAGGAUAUCAUAUAGAUAUGACUGGUUAAAAAUGUAUAUCUUGCGAAUAAGGAUAUAUAUUAGAGAAUGGAUUAUGUAUUUCAUUCUCUCUUGGGUAAGAGUAUUUUUGUCAUUCUCCUUAUUAUAUAACCUCCAAAAAAUAAUGUGAUUUAUGUCCAAUUAAAAAUUGUAUCUAUUGUUUUGAAUAUUAAAAUGAAGAUUCGAAUUUUUUUUAUAGCACUUUAUUUAAAAAUUAUAAAGAAUUUGAUAUCGAUUAAGAAAUAAAAAUAGGUUGUGCUAUGUGUGAAUAAAACUUUGUUUUUGAUUUUACAAUUGGAAAAUGUUUAAAAUAAUAAACAAAUAUUUAAAAUUGUUUGAGAUCAUUUAUAAAUUUAGAUGGUACUGAACUAUGUACAUUAUCUUCCAUACAAGAUUUUAGUAUUGCUCCUGAAAUAAUAAAUUGUUAGAAUUAUUACUCUCAUUGUUUAUAAUGUGUUCUUACUCCUUAAUCAAAAAUAUAAUGUGUUCUAUGUAGUGAAGGAUAUGUAAACUCUUUAAUAACAGGGAAUUGUUAUAUAAGUUAUAUGAAUUUUUUGUAAGUAAAUGCAACUACUGUAGUAUAAGGAGAGUAUGAUUAAAUAAAUGGGGAAGUUAUAUUCAUAUAAAGUUUUAUGAUGUAAUUUUUACCUGAUUAAUAUUACUAUCCAUAUUCUUCAAAUUUAAUUGAAUUUUAAAUUAAAUGUAAAGAGGGAUAUGGAGUGACAAUUUUUUUCUAUUGUCAACAAUAUUGUAGUAAGGAUUGUUAAAAUUGUAAACAAGAUUUUGAGUUUUUCAUUUGCUCUGAAUGUUCUUUAAAUUAUUAUAAAAAACCUUAAAAAUCUGAAGAAUGGGGACAGUGUAUAUCCUGUUCUAAUUUAUGCCAAUAUUGCUAAAUUAGAGAUGAUAAUGAAAUAUAAGUAAUAUCUUUAAAAUAUUAUACUAGGUUAUACAAUAGAAUUUUAAUGUACAAUAAUCCAAUGUCAAAUAUACUAGAAAAUGUGUUGUCCCUAUUAAAGAUCCAAAUAUAAUAAUCAAUCCAUAUCGUUAUAAUGUUAAAUACUGCUUUAAUAAAAGUUGUUAGAAUAGAUUCUCCUUUUAUCUUUAUUUUGAUGGUUGCAUGCUUGAUAGAUAUUAGCCAGAAAGUUAUGAAAAUGAAAUAAAUAUCUAAUAUUGUAAUCAUGUUGGAGUAGAUUUCAUGAUCAUAAAUUAUGUUUUUAAACUUUUAAAUGAUAAUGAAUGUUCAUUUUUUAGAGAAUUAGAAUUGCUGACCAGCUUAAAGAAAAAGAUUUUUUCUAUGAAAAAAAUUGGAAUGUCUCUCUCCUCAAUUUAUAAUACUAAUUUUAUUACUGUUAAUUUUACAUACAUUACCAAUUUUGAUUUAGUAGAUAUAAGUAACAUUACUUUACAAUUAAAAGAUGGCUUUAGUAUUUAAAAUAACAACAAUAAAGUUGAUAUAACAUUAAAUAAUGUGGUGCUCAAUAAUUGUAACUUUUUUGAUGAAUUAGUUUUCCAAACUUUUUUAUUUGGCAAUAUUAAGAUGCAAAAUGUUUAAAUUUUAGAUUCUAAUUUUACGAAUUCAUCUUUGUUUGAUUUUUUAUCAUCAUCAAUACCAACAUCAAUUACAAUUUAUAAAUUAUAAAUUACAAAUAGUAUUUUCAAUAACUCAAUGUUGUUCAAUUUUAACAACAAUAAUUCAAUGAUAAAUAUUUAAGAAAUUGUUCUUAAAAAUUGUUAAAUCUUGAAUUCAUAAAUUUUUUCCUUCAAUACAAAUUUGAAUUAAGCAAAUUAAAUUAAUUUAUUUGGAGUUGAAAUAAUUGGAUGUAAUUUUUAAUUUUCCUAAUUUCUCAAAAGCAACAAUAGGUUUGAAUUAUAUGCAAGUAAUCUUUACUUCUAUGAUAAUAAUCUAUUUAAAUCUGUAAUUAUAGCUUUUAAUGAUAAUACACAACUAAAAAAUGUGAAAACUAGUUAAAAUAUUCUUAUAGGGUCUUCAAUUUUAUCUACUUUGUAAAUAGUAAACUAAGAAAAAGUUAUAUUCAUGAUUGAUGAAUUUGAAGAUACUUAAAGUACUUUUUAAGAAUCAAGUUUAAUAAUUAUUUAUUCUUUCCUUUCAACUAAUGAUUUCUUUGUUCAAAUAAAAAAAAUUACUGUUUAGGAAAAUAAAUUAGUUGAUACAUCAUAUCAACAAAAUUAACUUUUUAAAUUUCAUUCUCGUUCUUUAUACAUUGAAAAUUCAUCAUUUUUAAAUUUGAAAAAUGUAAUUGUCUUUUACAUUUUUGAGACAUAUGAAAUAAUUUUUGAUUUUUUAAAUUUUGAAAAUUCAUAAUAAUAAAAUAAAGUCCCAAUAUCUUAAUUUUGUACUAAUUCUAUAUAAGUACCAAAUUAAGUACUAUAAGUAGCUGGUUUUCAGCAAUUAUCAUUAUCUAAUAUUAAAAUUAUCAAUCAAUUUAUUAUUAAUUAUUCAUUAUUGGAUAUAGCAUUUAGUAAAUACUUUUUUUUUUAAAUAAUUGGACAGGUAAGAUUAACUAAUAUAUACUUUAAAGGAAAUAUCUAAUUAAAAAACAUAUAAGCAACUUCAUUUUCACUAUUUAGUUUAAAUUCUUAAUACAAUCUAAAUAUUGAAUUAGUAAAUUUUUAAUUUAUUUAAAACAUCAUCAAUUAAUAAAUAGAUGAACCAUUAGACACUUAAACAAGUUUAUUAUAAAUCAAUUCCUUUGACAGUAUCAUAAAAAUUAACUAACUUUAUUGUUAAGAGAAUGCAAUAACUAAUUCUACUACUCCUAUAAUUUCUCUUAGUGCAAAUUUAAUUGAAAUUUCUAAUCUAAAUAUUAUUAAUCAAAACAUUUUAACAUAAACUUAAUGGCAAACAUUUUAUGAUUUUUAAUUGGAUGAUGAAUAUAAUCAAGAACAAAUGAAUUCAAUAAUUCUUACUACAUUUAGAGUUUUAAAUUAAGGAAUUUCUAUUGUAGCUUCUACCUUUACUUGUACUGAUAGUCAUUUCUAAGAUAUUUUUAGCUUAAAAAAUGCGAUUUUUGAAAUUAAAACUCAAGGACAUGGAAUUGUAAAAAUAGCUAACCUUAAUGCAAAUUCUAUUUAAACUGAUUUAAAAGAGUAGAGUUCAGGUUGUAUAAGUAUUGUCUCAACAAAUAGUCUUUUAAAUCUUUAGCUAAAUCAAAUAUAAUUUACAAACAUUUUCAAUAAAAUGAGUUCAUCCUUAUUUAUCAUUACACCAUCUCUUAAAUCUAAUUUAAUUGUUUUAAAUAAUGUUAUUAUGGAGGAUUGUAUUUCUUUUAUGAAUACUAUUAUUUUAGCUUAAUUUUAGACAGAAGUAAUGUAAUAAAGCUUGAUUAAAAUUAAUAAUUUAAAUAUUUAUUAAAGUGAGUAAUCAUGGAUAAAAUUAUUUUCUAAAAUUGGUACAUUAUCAUAACCAGAGAUCAAUAAUAUAAAGAGUGAAAAUAAUGCAAUGAUGUACUUUGAAAAUUGUUAAGUUGAAAUAAAAAAUCUAAAAAUGCAUGGAUUAGCUAUUUCUCCAAUUUUAAAAUUUUAAAAUGUUCCUAAAUUAAAGCUUAUAGAUUGUAAUCUAAUAUCUAUCUAAAAAUUUUAUUCAUUUAAUCUAAUACAUAUAACUUAAACUUUAAUAAUUGAAUCUAUUAUAUCAGUUUAAGGAUUAAAUAUUAUGGAUACUUUGACAUAUUAAAAGAAAUUAGAUGAAAUUACUAUUUUUUAAGACUUAAAUUAUUUAAUAAUUGGGUGUUAAGUCUGGAAAAACAACUCAGUUAUAUAGGAAAUUCUUUUUUCAGAUAUAUUACAUAAAAUUCAAAAUUCUGCCUAUGAAUCAAAUUAAAUAAUAUUUACAAAAAGUAUUUCAGAUUAUAAUUCUAUUGUUUUUCAAAAUAUAUUCAUUUUUAAUAAUAAUGGAUCAGAUUUUUCAAAUGGAAUUAUCUCAUUUGAGGUAGAGAAGUUUAAAAUUUUUAAAUUAAUUAAUAUUUAAUGUUAUUAAAAUUCUAUAAAUGAAAAUGGUUGUAUACAUUUUUUGAUACCAAAUUUUAUUAAUUAAACUAUUAGAAUUAAGGAUUCUUAUUUUAUUUAAAACAAGGGGAGUUUUGGAGGUGCAAUUUAUAUUUUGAAUGUUAAAUUAAAAGUAGUAAAUUGUAAAAUAAUCUCUAAUCAAGUAAGUAAAUUUGGUGGAGGGAUGUUUCUAUAAUUAAAGGAGGAUGACUUUUAGAUUAAAUCAACUAUUAUUACUAAUAAUAUAGCUUUAGAUGGAGGUGGUAUUUAUUUUAACAAGGAAGGUAAUUUGAAAUUUAAUAAUUUUAUAUAAUCAUUCUUACUAUUUAAUGAAGCCAAUUAAUUUGGAGAUAAUUUGGUUGAAACUCCCCAUCACUUAGUAUUGUCUAUAAACGAUUAAGAAAUGUAAUCUAAAUAGCUAACAAUUAAUGAAUUAAAGAAUGAAAUUUUAGUGCUUUAACCUUAUAAAAUUAUUGAAUAAGGUUCUCCUCUCAUUUAAAACUAUUUUAUGAUCCCAAGUAAUUAAGUUAUUUUUAAAUAUCAAAUUUAUUCGCCUUAAAGCUUGCAGUAUUUUUCAUUUAUAAAAAACUUUGGUCUACUUCUUAAGAAUAGUUUUAAUGAGUAGCUUUAAAAUAAUUUUAAUUACACUUGUAAUUUGACAAAUAAGAUUUUAAAUAAAGAAAAUAAUUAAAUAGUUAGUGAGAAGAGUGAAAAUAUAACUUUACAAUAUGAUGUCCAUCAAGAUUACUUUGAUUUAGGUUCUCUCUCUUUUAUUUUUGACCCUUAUACCAAAGAAAAAAGGAUUUUAUAAAUGCAAAUUAGUUGUUAUUCUACUGAUGAAUAGAAAAGGUUGAAUUAUCUGUUAGAGGCAAGAAGCUUAAAAUGUUAACUUGGAGAAUUUUAUGUAAAUGGUGGAUGCUAGAUUUGCUAAUCAAGUUAAGGCUUUUAUUCUGUAGUAUAUGAUGCCACAAAAUGCUCAAUUUUUGAUAAGACCAGAUUUAACAACAUUACUGAAAAUAAUAUAGAAUUAUUAUAAGGUUUCUGGAGACCUAAUUAUUUAUCAGAUUACAUUGAAUAAUGCUUCAAAAAUUUUUAAUUUUGUUAAGGUGGUUGGAAAUAUGGAAAUUAAAUAUGUUCUGAAGGACAUAUUGGAGCAUUAUGUGAAGAAUGUGACAUAUAUGAUGUUAGAGGAAAUGGAAAAUAUUUUAAAAACCAACAAGACUCUGUUUGUAUUUCUUGUUUUGGUGUAUAGGAUAGUAUAAUACCAUUUGUAGCUGCUUCAAUAUGGUAAAAAUAAUUUAAUAAUUAGGUCUUUAUUUUCAAUUAUUAUAACCUUAUAAAGCAUUGAAUAAUCUAAUCAAUUAUUUAAAUCUUUAAAAUUAAAUUAAAAGUUUAGUAAAAUACUAUUUAAGCUUGAAUAAGGUAUUUGUUAUCAUUUAUUAUUAGGUCAUGAAAGCUUCAUCAUUAAAAUGCUUCUAAAUUAUAUGUGGAUUUUCUCUGUUAUAUUUACAUUUAAUAUAUAAUUCUCAUUUACAUUUACAUUUAUUGAUUCAGCUAGCAAUACUUCAUAUUCUAUGGCAAACAACUUAGAUUGUUAUUUAUCAGAGAAUUAAUCAAUAUAAUUGAUUUACUCAAAAAUUAUUACUAUGCUUNAUUUUUAAAUAUCAAAUUUAUUCGCCUUAAAGUCUUUAAUAUUUCUCAUUUAUUACAAGUUUUGGUCUACUUCUUAAAAAUAGUUUUAAUGAGAAACUUUAAAAUAAUCUUAAUUCCACUUGUAUUUUGUCAAAUCAAGUCUUAAAUUUAGAAAAUAAAUCUAUGGUUGGUGAGUAGAGUGAAAAAAUAACUAUGUAAUAUGAUCUCUAAAAAGAUUACUUUGAUUUAGGUGAGCUCUCUCUUACUUUUGACCCUUAUACCAAAGAAAAUAAGAUCUUAUAAAUGCAAAUUAGUUGUUAUUCCGGUGAUAAAUAAAAAAGAUUGAAUUAUCUGAUUGAAACAAAAAGCUUUAAAUGUUAACUUGGAGAAUUCUAUGUAAAUUCUGGAUGUUAGAUUUGCUAAUCAAGUUAAGGUUUUUAUUCUGUCGUAUAUGAUGCAACAAAGUGUUCAAUUUUUGAUAAAACCAGAUUUAAAAACAUAACUGAAAAUAAUAUAGAAUUAUUAUAAGGUUUUUGGAGACCUUAUUAUUUAUCAGAUUAUAUUGAAUAAUGUUUUAAAAAUUUAUAAUUUUGUAAAGGGGGAUGGGAAUAUGGAAAUUAAUUAUGUUCUGAAGGACAUGUUGGAGCAUUAUGUGAAGAAUGUGAUAUUUAUAAUGUAAGAGGAGAUGGAAAAUAUUUUAAAAAUCAAUAGGAUUCUGUUUGUAUUUCUUGUUUUGGUGUUUAGGAUAGUAUUAUACCUUUUGUAGCAGCAUCAAUAUGGUAAAAAUAAUCUAAUUAUUAGGUCGUUAUUAUCAAUCAUUAUUACCUUAAGAAGCAUUGAAUAGUCCAAUUAAUUAUUCAAGAAUUUAAAAUUAAAUUAAAAGUUCAGUAAAAUAUUAUUUAAGCUUGAAUAAGGUAUUUAUAAUCAUUUAAUUUUAGGUCAUGAAAGCUUUAUUAUUAAAAUGCUAUUAAAUUAUAUGUGGAUUUUCUCUGUUAUAUUUACAUUUAAUAUAUAAUUCUCAUUUACAUUUACAUUUAUUGAUUCAGCUAGCAAUACUUCAUAUUCUAUGGCAAACAACUUAGAUUGUUAUUUAUCAGAGAAUUAAUCAAUAUAAUUGAUUUACUCAAAAAUUAUUACUAUGCUUGUCCUUAUGUUGAUCUAAUUUAUACUAAUUAUUAUUGGAUUUCUCAUGUAUUAUAUGUUUAAGAAAAUGUAAUUGAAAUAUUUUAUAUUUGACACUAUUUCUAAUACUAUUUUAUAUCUUUAUGUUUCUAAUUAUGGAGGAUUGAUUAAGAUGUAAUAAAAUUUAAAUUAUCUAGGUAUUUUUCAAUUCUCUCAAAAAGGGAUGUUUCAAAUUAAAGCUACAUUCAAGGAGAUGUUUCUUUACUCUUUGGAUCAAAAGAACAUAUUAUUUGGAUUUUUUCCUUUGUUAUUCCAGGAAUAGGAAUAUUUUGUUUAAUAAUUCCUCUUUUCCUUUAUCUAUUAAUGUUUUUAAAGAAGAAUUAACUCGAUGAUAUUAAAAUUAGAAAAUAUUUUUGUUAUCUAUUUAAUGAAUAUGAAAAUGAUUGCUAUUUUUGGGAACAAAUAAAAAUAAUUAAAAAAACUAUUAUGAUUCUCAUAUUAACAUAUUUUGAAACAUAUAUUCUCUUAAAAGCAUCAUUGUUGGGAUUGUGUCUUCUUUUUUAUUAAUUAUUAGCAGUUAAAAAUAAACCCUUUAUACUUUAAAAUUUAAAUCAUUUAGAUUUAUUUUCAGGCUAAAUUUGUUCAAUCACAAUAUUUCUUGCUGCUGCUAAAUACGUAGCAGAACAAGAAAAUAAUUAAUUUUCAUCAGUAGCACUUUAAACCUUUAUUGUUCUCCUUUGCUUACGAUUAACUUAUCCUUUUAUUUUGAGCAUAUUAAGAGUUUAUUACAAAAAGUACUUUGGCUUAAUCAUUAAUUAUUUACAUUUAAUUUCAAACAAAAUCUCUUAAGAUUCAAAGUUAACCUUUAAGUUAUAGAUGAUUAAGCAAAAUUAGAGUGAAAGAGAGAAGAAAUAGAAAAAAUUGAUUAACAAACUAAAAUAACAUCUUCUGAAAGUUUCCUAAGCCUAAAUUUCAACCAAAAAGUAUUAAAAUGUUUUAUUUAGAAAAAUUCUAAGUGGAAGCCAAAAUUCAUAAAUUUCUAGAAAUGAGUUUAACUACUUUGCGAAACUGAAUACUGAAUGA
Molecule: messenger RNA, 9740 nt
Organism: Paramecium sonneborni
Lineage: Eukaryota; Ciliophora; Oligohymenophorea; Peniculida; Parameciidae
Source: the annotation of a GenBank genome assembly